Parnassius mnemosyne (clouded apollo) is the source of this 1554-nucleotide messenger RNA. The record is from the annotation of a GenBank genome assembly. Lineage: Eukaryota; Metazoa; Arthropoda; Insecta; Lepidoptera; Papilionidae.
AUGAAGCCCGCAAAGAAAUGCAAUAGGCUGUCAAAAGCGACUAGAAACAAGCUUAUCAUUUACACAUCUUUGGGCGUUACUCUCAUAAUGCUCGCAAUUACAUCGCAUAUACUCGAUCCUAUCUACCUCAUCGCUAAAUACAAAAUGCGUUUUGCACGGGACACUAAGUUCUACCACUUACUGAAAGAAGAGAUAGCCGGGGCCUACGUGUCUGCAUACGUAUUUAACGUCACCAACCCGAAGGAGUUCCUCAGCGGACAAGAUCACCAGCUUAAAGUGCAAGAGGUCGGCCCAUUCACAUACCAGGAGAAACGAAUAAACGAAAACUUCGAGCUGGAUGAAGAGUUGCAGGAGCUGCGUUACAACCCUUACAUCACCGCGUCAUUCAUCCCCGAGCUGUCUAUUGGUGACCCAGCGGAUAUCAACGUGACACUUCCGAAUUCGGUGUUAUUGGCGACGUCAACAAGCAUGUCGACGUAUCCAUUCUGGAGCCAGCUAGGUCUGAACAUACUUACCAAGCGAUACGAAUCGAAGGCGUUAUUAACAAAGAGUGUCCAGGACUUCCUCUGGGGCUACGAUGAGCCCCUCCUCGCGUUGGGAAACACCGUGAUGCCUGGCUGGAUCAACUUCAGGAAGAUGGGCUUCUUAGACAGACUCUAUGAUAACACCCGAGACUACAGGAUAGAGCUAAGCGUGAACGACGCGGACAAGUUUAAAAUCAAACGUGUUAAUGGAGUCAGUGGGUUGGCGUGCUGGAACUACGAAAACCCAAGUCUACGUACUCGGUGCAACAGUUUUGAAGAUGUGUACGAGGGCUUCUCCUACCCGCCAGGUCUGACGCCGGAGACACCAAUUAGAAUAUAUCGGAACGUCUUCUGCAGAAUUCUAGAGCUCGAUUAUGCUUAUACAAAAACCGUGGACUACGGCCCAGAGGCUUUCCUCUACAAGAUCAGCAACCGGUCCUACACAAUGAACCCUGAUAAAGAAUGCUUAUGCAGUAGACUGGGAUGCGUCGAUGGACUGUCCGACUUGUCGCCUUGCUUUUAUGGUCUACCUCUCAUGCUGUCCAAUGCGCAUUUUUACGGCGCCGAUCCCAAAGUGUACGAACGCAUAGAUGGCAUCGCUCCAGACGAGGAGAAACAUGGCGGGUCGUUCUUAGUGGAAUGGAAACUCGGUACGGCUCUGAUGACGUCCAUGACGUUCCAGCUGAACGUCCCAGUGAGCGACGUCAGCUUCAACAAGGAGGCCAAGCCCUUCGCCAACAUGACUAUCCCAAUUGCUUAUUUCUUAGUGACCCAACCGGAACUUGCGGAUGACGUGAAAACAGCGUUUUGGAUCAUCUACGUGGCAGGUCCUAACGCGAUGCUGGCAAUUGAGAUACUCCUGUUCACGAUAGGCCUCAGCCUACUGGUCUUCGCCACGCGUACUGUCUUUUGGAACUUGUUCACGAACGAAACGAGCAUCGGCUUCCAAGUAGCGAACACUUCAAACAAACUGAACUGUGAAUUACCGUUAAUGAGUAAUAAGCAACAACUAGAACAUUUCAAUUCAUAG